Phaedon cochleariae (mustard beetle) is the source of this 351-nucleotide messenger RNA. The record is from the annotation of a GenBank genome assembly. NCBI's taxonomy places the organism in Eukaryota, Metazoa, Arthropoda, Insecta, Coleoptera, Chrysomelidae.
AUGAACGCGAUGAACGCGAUGCGCGCCUCCAUGGACAGCAUCCGCAACAUGGACGCGAUGCGCUCCUCCGUGAUGGACAUGUCGUCGUCGCAGCAGGCGCAGCAGCAGCAGGAGGCGCUGCGGAUGCAGCACGCCGAGGCGCUGAUCCGUGUCGAAAUAUUCAAAUCCUAUUCUGUUUCAGGCAACUACCAAGGCCAUCAAGGUCAGUCUUCGCAGCAACUGAGUCCUGACUUAACCGAAGCAUUGAGACUGCAAGAACAACGCUUAGAGCAGGCUUUGAGGCUACACGGAAGCGACCCAAGGUCCUUGGGAUUCUCCUUAUCCAGUCAACAACAGAAUCAACAACCAUGA